Rotaria sp. Silwood2 is the source of this 2334-nucleotide messenger RNA. The record is from the annotation of a GenBank genome assembly. Lineage: Eukaryota; Metazoa; Rotifera; Eurotatoria; Philodinida; Philodinidae.
AUGACAGCACCAGUUAUAACUCCUGAUGAAAUACAAAUUGUGACAACAUUAGAAAUUAAUGACGACUUAUUGAGAAAAAAGUCAAAUCACCAUGAAAAUGAAACUUUAACUGGUAACAAUGUCCAAGCAUUAGCUAAAAAGGAUAUCAGUUUGUUUAUUAAUAAAGAUUGCAUACCAACUGGUGAAAUUUAUGCUGCAUUAAUCGAUCCAUGGAAACCAUCUAUUCAAUACAAAUUUCCUCAAGUUAACAAGAAUCAAAAGAUGCGAUCAGUUUGUCAACAUUCUUGGUUAACAACAUACCCGUGGCUUAGUUAUUCUAGUAUUCUUCAAGGUGUUUUAUGCCGCUAUUGCAUUUUGUUCCAAAGAAAAUCAUCACCAAAUGAUCCAGCUAAAAAUGCUCUUGGACAACUCGUUGUUAAACCGCUAACUUCAUUAAAUAAAGCUAAUGAAUAUUUUCGAUCUCACGAAAAAACUGAUUAUCAUUUGUUUUCUAAAGAACAAGCUGAAUUAUUUAUUAACAAUUAUACGGAUACAAGUAAAUCUAUUGAUCAUAUAUUAGAUAGUGAAUAUCAACAACAAGAAGCGUCAAACAGAAAAAUUUUAUCAAGUAUUAUUAAGUGUAUUCUUUUUAUUGGCAAGCAAAAUUUAGCGUUCAGAGGUCAUGAUGAUGACGGUAUUGAUCAUAAAUCCACUGGUUUAGGAAAUUUUAAAGAAUUAAUUCUUUUCCGUGUAGAAAGUGGUGAUACGAUAUUAGAUGAUCAUUUGAAAACGUGCUCCAAAAAUGCAAUGUACAUGAGCCCCAAAAUUCAAAAUGAAUUAAUUAGCAUUUGCGCUGAUAUCAUUAGAGCACAAAUUGUUAGCAAUAUCAUUGAAAAAAAGUCUUUUUUUUCUGUUUUAGUCGAUGCAACCUCUGAUGUCGCUGGAGUUGAACAAAUGUCGUUAUCAAUUCGUUAUUUAUGUAAUGAUGAUGAUCGAAUAGUUAUCACAGAAGAUUUUAUUGGCUUCAUUCCAAUUACUGAUAGUUCAGCAAAAGGUCAAUCUGAACUUAUAAUUUCUUUUUUACAAUCAGCUGGUCUUGAUUUAGCUUACUUAAGAGGUCAAGGAUAUGAUGGUUGUGCCGUCAUGUCUGGCCACAUUGGUGGCGUUCAAAAGCUUAUUCUCGAUAUUGCUCCAAAGGCACUUUAUGUUCAUUGUGCUAGUCAUUCAUUAGAUUUGGCCAUAUGUGAUGCAUGUGAUGAUCGGAAUAUACAAUUAUUAUUUGGUACUGUUAAAACUGUUAUAAAAUUUAUUAGUGCAUCACCAAAAAGGCAAAGCCUUUUAAAAAAUGCAGUAAAAGCUACACAGAGUGACACGAAACGAAAGAAAUUAGCCAAAUUAGUUGAACAUCGAUGGGUUGAAAAACAUACUUCAAUAUUAGUUUUUAAACAAUUAUUUUCAAGUGUGGUUGUGUUCUUGGAAUAUAUGGUGGAAACAGCUGAUUUAGAAACCAGUGCAAAUUCUCGUGCAUAUUUAAAAUCUAUAAGAGAUUUAGAUUUUGUUAUAUGUUUAUUUGUUGUUUCACGCGUAUUUGGAAUAUUAAAGCCUUAUACAGAAAUGCUCCAAAGCAAAACCUGUGAUUUAAUUCAAUGUUAUGAUAAUAUUCAAGAAGUAGCUCUUCAUCUUGCUGAUUUAAAGUACAAUGACGACAAAAUCAAUGAACUUGUUAAUGAUUUGAAGAGUUUUUCAGAGGAUAAUGACAUUAAGUUGGAAAUUUCAAGAACAAACAAGUAUAGAACCGUUAUUGAUUAUUUAAAAUGUAUUUAUGGAAAUUUUAUUGAUACAACACUACGACUAUUAGAACAGAGAUUUAGCAAACAUCAGCAAAUUGCUGUUAAUAUUGUUAAUUUGUUGCCAUCAACCGUUGUUGAUAAAAAAUUAAAUGACGUCAUAGAUGUAUUUAAAUUUUAUCGCAGUGAUUUACGAUCAAAUAAUAUUGAUGUUGUUAUUGGUGAGUUUGAAAUGUGGCAACAGAAAUGGAAAAAGAUUCCAGAACGUGAACGACCAGCGAAUAUCAUCAACACUUUAACAGCAUUAGUUCCAGUUAAAGAAUUUUAUCCUAACUUAAAUUGCUUAUUUCAAAUAUUUGCAAUAUUACCGGUCACAGUCGCCACAGCUGAAAGAUCAUUCUCAACAAUGAAGAGAAUAAAAACCACACUGCGAAAUAGCAUUAGUGAUAAACGCUUAAGUGAUCUUGCUGUGAUUCAUAUUCACCGUGAUAAAUCAACCAAUUUGAAUGUAGAAAAUAUUAUCAACAUAUUUUGCAAAGACAAGCGGCGAAUCAAAUUCACUGAUUGA